Messenger RNA from Kwoniella mangroviensis CBS 8507, 1680 nucleotides. RefSeq lists its product as uncharacterized. Gene Ontology annotation, biological process: defense response; superoxide anion generation. Bases 1 to 1680 code for a protein of 559 amino acids. NCBI's taxonomy places the organism in Eukaryota, Fungi, Basidiomycota, Tremellomycetes, Tremellales, Cryptococcaceae. The transcript is spliced from 18 exons. Gene Ontology annotation, cellular component: plasma membrane; NADPH oxidase complex. The record is from RefSeq and is a predicted model, not a curated record. Gene Ontology annotation, molecular function: superoxide-generating NAD(P)H oxidase activity.
AUGAAAAGUCAAGAAUUAGUAGAGAAGGCCAAGGUCGAACUGACUGGACGAAGAUUAUUAUGGAAUAUAAUCUGGUACGGAAGUCAUCUAGCUAUAUUCGCCUAUGGAUGGUACUCUCAACAGACCAAUGCGAAAUUGGCAGCUUUGAACGGGUUGAAGUUCUCGGUGUGGACCUCGAGAGGUGCAGGUUUGGUUUUGGCUUUGGAUGGUGGAUUAAUAUUGGUUCCUAUGCUACGAAAUGUUUUGAAAUUGAUCAGACCGAAAUUAAUGUGGCUCUUCCCUGCCGAUGAGAAUAUAUGGUUCCAUCAUCAGGUAGCUUAUCAGAUGGUAUUUUGGACAAUGGUACAUACCACAGCGCAUUAUGUGAAUUUCAUCAAUGUCGAGAGAACUCAAGUCCGUAAACAGACUGCAUGGGAAAUCCAUUAUACCCAACCUGGUGGUUUCUCCGGACAUGUCAUGCUGCUCAUCAUGUUCCUGAUGUAUACUACCGCCCAUUCGUCAAUAAGGAAACAAUGUUUCGAAGCGUUCUGGUAUACCCAUCAUCUGGCAUUCUUCUUCAUGAUUGGCUUGUAUACCCACGCAACAGGAUGUUUCGUUCGUGAUUCGGUUGAUCCAGACUACAUACCUACUUUCCCUUUCUAUUCGACUGAACAUUGUUUGGGUUAUCAAAGUUGGAGAUUUACCAUCUGGGCUGGUAUACUGUACUUUGGCGAAAGGGUCUACCGAGAAAUCCGAGCACGUCGAAAAACAGAUAUUUCCAAAGUCCUCCUACACCCCUCUGGUGUAAUGGAAAUUAGAUUUCUGAAGCCUUCCUUCCAGUAUAAAGCGGGUCAAUGGUUGUUUUUGAACGUACCGGAUGUUUCUAAAUUUCAAUGGCAUCCUUUCACUAUAUCAUCUGCACCUGAAGGACCAUACGUAUCAGUACAUAUCCGUCAAGUAGGCGAUUUCACCUUAGCCCUCGGAGAUAGGUUGGGCGCCACGAAGGGCAUCGCAAGUCAAAAAUUGGAUUAUCCCGAUGAAAAAGGUGAUUAUGAUUAUGGAAGAAGAAAAGAUUUCAUAGAGAUUAAUCCGAAUAGUGUCGGGAAAGGUAUGCCGGUAUUGAGAAUUGAUGGACCCUUUGGUGCUCCCGCGGAAGACGUGUUCAACUCCGAAGUAGCUGUCCUCAUAGCAGGCGGUAUAGGUGUGACUCCCUUCGCAUCUAUCCUCAAACAUAUCUGGUACGCCCAAAGAUCAGGUCAAUUAGGGGCAUUGAGGAGGGUCGAAUUUAUCUGGAGUUGUAGAGAUACAGGUACAUUUGGAUGGUUUCAAACUUUGUUAGAAGAGCUCGAAGCUUCUCAAAGUGAUCCCGAUUUCCUACGUAUAUCUGUAUACCUUACCCAAAAGAUGGAUUCCGAUACCGUACAGAAUAUAACAAUCAACGACGUUGGAGCGGAGUAUGACCCAUUGACAUUACUUCAAUCUCGAACGUUAUUCGGUAGACCAAAUUACAAACAGAUUUUCCAUUCGUUGUUAUCAAGUAUCGAAAGUGGAUCAUACCUCCCAGGAAGAGAAGCAACUCUGAAAUCUAGAUUGGGCGUUUAUUUCUGUGGUCCAAACGCCUUAGCAUCGACGAUCAAGAAAGAAGCAUUCGCAGUCAAGAGUAAAUCAGUGGAUGUUAAAUUCUUCAAAGAGCAUUUCUGA